Molecule: messenger RNA, 312 nt
Organism: Aphanomyces astaci
Lineage: Eukaryota; Oomycota; Saprolegniomycetes; Saprolegniales; Verrucalvaceae
Exons: 2
Coding region: 1-312 (103 amino acids)
Source: RefSeq, a predicted model, not a curated record
AUGUCGGUGAAACGCCUCGGCGGCUACGGCCUCGAUAGCCUUCAUCGCGCCAAGUGCAAUUGCGGUCAUCUCCACCGCGGUUGCGACUACGACUGCGAGGAGGAUCGCGCUUCGACGGGGGGCCACGACCUCAUUCGCGAGGGGUGCCUGCACUUCCGCCACCGCGGUCAUCGCCGUUGUCACGGUCGUAGUCGUCACGACGAGGAUGAUCAUCGCGAAUUUUGCGAGACGUCAAACGUCGAGCGGAGUCGGCUGUCCCAUGCUCACCAAGAGCAUGUGAACGCAGGUGACGCGUUGCUAGGGCAUCCUUGA